AUGGGGCUGUUGUCGAUUAUCAAGCAGGUGAAGAUGCAGGAGAAGGAGAUGCGCAUCCUCAUCCUUGGCCUCGACAACGCAGGCAAGACGACGGUGGUGAAGAAGAUCAAGGGAGAGGCCAUCGAUACCAUCGAACCAACGCUCGGCUUCAACAUCGAAACUCUAACUCAUGAUGGCUUUACUCUCAAUGUGUGGGAUGUCGGCGGACAGAAGACCAUCCGCUCGUACUGGCGCAACUACUUUGAGGCCACAGAUGGCCUCAUCUGGGUCGUCGACUCGGCAGAUGCGCUCAGACUUGACACAACGCGUGCAGAGCUUGCUGCUCUGCUUGCAGAAGAGCGUCUCUUUGGCGCUUCGCUCCUUGUCCUCGCCAACAAGCAGGACAUUGCCGGCGCCGCAGACGCGGACGCCAUCGCCGCCGCGCUCGGCCUCGUCCACUCGACUGCCCAGCCUGAUGCAGACGCUCUUGCCGCUGCCGAUGCAGAGUCUGAUGCUGAACCCGCCGCAGCCUCGAGCUCGUCGCCCGCUCCUUCCACCGGCCCGACUCAAGUCGCCGCCAAGCGCCACUGGCACAUCCAGCCGUGUUCGGCCCACACCGGCGAUGGCCUCCUCGAAGGCAUCGACUGGAUCGUCAAGGACAUCGCCUCGCGCAUCUACAUGUUUGACUGA
Thecamonas trahens ATCC 50062 is the source of this 669-nucleotide messenger RNA. RefSeq lists its product as uncharacterized. The record is from RefSeq and is a predicted model, not a curated record. Bases 1 to 669 code for a protein of 222 amino acids. The transcript has a single exon. Gene Ontology annotation, biological process: protein folding. Gene Ontology annotation, molecular function: GTP binding; GTPase activity. NCBI's taxonomy places the organism in Eukaryota, Apusomonadida, Apusomonadidae. Gene Ontology annotation, cellular component: cytoplasm; microtubule cytoskeleton.